AGCUGUGCCCGGGCUGGGGGCCGGAGGACGUGGGCGCCGCCGCCGCCCGCCCAGCAUGUGGCUGACGCCCGAGGAGGUGCUGCUGAAGAGCGCGCUCCGGCUGUGGGUGCAGGAGCGAUGCAACCGCUACUUCGUGCUGCAGCGGCGGCGGGGCUACGCCGAGGACGGCGGGGGGCUGACCGGUCUCCUGGUUGGGACGCUGGAUGCCGUUCUGGAUUCCACAUCAAAAGUCGCCCCUUUCCGGAUCCUGCACCAGACCCCAGAUUCCCAAGUUUACUGGUCUAUUGCAUGCGGAGCCAGCAGAGAGGAGAUAACAGAACAUUGGGAAUGGUUAGAGCACAACGUCAUGGAGACACUAUCGGUGUUCGACUCCAACAAGGACAUCGUAAGCUUUGUGCACGGGAAAAUUCGAGGCUUGAUUGCUGAGGAAAGUAAAGGGUCUUUAAUAAAAGAAGAAGAUCCGGAGAAGUUCCGGGAGGCCCAUUUGAAGUUUGAGAAGUGUUUUGGGUUAGCCAAAGAGGAGAAGCUAGUGACUUACUACUCCUGCAGCUACUGGACAGGCCGGAUGCCCUGCCAAGGUUGGCUGUAUCUGAGCACCAACUUCCUUAGCUUUUACUCUUUUCUGCUGGGAGCUGAAAUCAAACUCAUAAUAGCCUGGGAUGAAAUCUCCAGGCUCGAAAAGACAUCGACUGUGAUCCUGACGGAGAGCAUCCACGUCUGUGCCCGUGGGGAGGACCAUUACUUCUCCAUGUUUUUGCACCUUGGUGAGACCUUCCUUCUCAUGGAGCAGCUGGCUCUCUACGCCGUUCGGAGACUCUUCGACAAGGAAGGGUUUGAAGUUGACCCGGUUCUCUGCGACCCCUUGCAAAUCACGAAGAGAGGACUCGAGAACCGGGCCCACAGCGAGCAGUUCAACGCCUUCUUCCGGCUACCCAGGGAGGAGACACUGAGGGAAGUUCACGAGUGUUUCCUGUGGGUGCCCUUCAGCCACUACAACACUCUAGGGAAGAUGUGCCUUUCUGAGAAUUACAUCUGUUUUGCCAGUCAAGAUGGCUGCUUGUGCUGCGUCAUCAUCCCCUUGAGAGAGGUCACAUCAGUUGAAGUCGCUGACCACGUCAGCAAGGCGAUCAGCCUCGCUACCAAAGGACAGAGGGCCUUCCGUUUCUCUGAAGUGAGAGAUUUUGAACCACUGGUGGCGAAGCUCAAGAGCAGAUGCAGUGCGGCACCGAGCCCGCAGCACAGCAUGAAUGUGGAGGUUGGGGUUAGCCCAGACGCUGCCCCCAUCUGGGACGACUUCGAGGGACAGCCGAUGGCCAGCCACAAAGGCAGCAGUGCCACAGUUAGCACGGAAGCCCUGAUGACCGUUUUCCACCCUCAGGAUGUGGAGAACCUUGAUCCUAAGAUGUUAAAAGAAAAAAUGAAAGAGCAGUCCUGGAACAUCCUUUUCAUAGAGUGCGGACGGGGUGUGAGUAUGUUUCGGACAAGGAAGACACGAGACCUGAUUCUCAGAGGGAUCCCCGAAGUGUUAAGAGGAGAGCUUUGGCUUCUCUUCUCAGGUGCUGUAAACGACAUGGCAAGCCACCCCGGCUAUUACUCGGAACUGGUUGAAAAGUCUUUUGGGACAUGCACCCUGGAGACGGACGAAAUCGAGCGGGAUCUGCGCCGCUCACUGCCAGAGCAUCCCGCCUUCCAGAGCGACACGGGCAUUUCUGCCCUACGAAGGGUCCUCACCGCCUAUGCCUACAGGAACCCCAAGAUUGGCUAUUGCCAGGCCAUGAAUAUAUUGACGUCGGUGCUGCUCCUUUAUGCCAAAGAAGAGGAGGCAUUUUGGCUUUUGGUAGCAGUUUGCGAAAGGAUGCUACCCGAUUAUUUCAAUCGCCGGAUCAUAGGUGCCUUAGUAGAUCAGGCAGUGUUUGAGGACCUAAUCCGAGACUACCUGCCCCAGCUGACGGAGCACAUGACCGACAUGACUUUCUUCUCCUCCGUCUCGCUCUCCUGGUUUCUCACCCUCUUUGUCAGCGUGCUGCCAAUCGAGAGCGCUGUCAACGUGGUCGAUUGCUUUUUCUAUGACGGGAUCAAAGCCAUUUUGCAGCUGGGCCUGGCUGUGCUCGACUACAACAUCGACAAGCUGCUGGCUUGCAAGGACGACGCAGAAGCUGUGACCGUCCUCAACAGGUUUUUUGAGAGUGUCACCAACAAGGACAGCCCACUUCCUCCAGCGGUACAACAGGCCUCUGGGAUGAAUGACAGCAAAACCCCCCACCCCAGAGUGGACAUCACUGACCUAAUUCGAGAAUCAAAUGAGAAAUAUGGUGAAAUCCGAUUUGAGGAGGUCGAAAGCAUGAGACGUCGGAACAGACUGUAUGUCAUCCAGACCUUGGAGAACACAACAAAGCAGAACGUGCUACGUGUUAUCUCCCAAGAUGUGAAUAUCAGCCAUAGCAACCUGGAAGAACUGUAUGAAUUAUUCAAGAAAGAACAUUUUCUCUCCUGUUACUGGAAGCUGACUAGUCCGGCACUGAAGCAUCACGACCCCAGCCUGCCCUAUCUGGACCAAUAUCGGAUUGACUGCCAGCAAUUCCGAAACUUGCAUCAUCUCUUGAGUCCUUGGGCACACUGUGCCAACAGAGAUUCUUUGGCCCUGUGGACCUUCCGGCUGCUGGAUGAGAAUGUUGACGGGCUGAUCAACUUCAAAGAAUUUGCAUCCAUUUGGGAUGUCAUGUAUCAUGGGAGUUUUACCCAUAAGCUGACGCUCCUUUUCAAAUUGCACAUACCUCCAGCUUUUACCGAAGUGGAAUCUCUGAGUCCUUUCAAAGGGGCUCAGCUCUCUAAAGAAGAAUUGAUCCACUUUAGCCAGCUAAGUGUUUCUUCACCUGGAGACAGAGAGAAUGCAGAUGUUCUGAAGACAAGUCCUGAAAAAGGGAAAGGAAAAGUGGACAUCCAGGCUUACUUGAAGCAGUGGCAAGACGAGAUCCUUAAAAAGGAAGAAAGCAUUAAGGAUUUACCCCGGAUGAACCAGUCCCAAUUCAUCCAGUUCUCCAAGACGUUGUAUAACUUAUUCUAUGGUGAUCCGGAAGAAGAGCUCCUUUUUCGGGCCAUUGCUGCAGUUACCAGCCUCUUGCUGAGGAUGGAAGAGGUGGGACGAAAGCUCCAAAGCCCCACUUCCCCAGCCCCAACGGUGACAUCUCCUGUGGUUGGUCCUACAGCCCAACUGCAGACUGAUUAUGCAGGACCCCAGAUCUCCAGCCCUGUCAGCGAGGGCUGGUCGUUUGCGUUUGAGCAGAUCCUGGCCUCUUUACUCAACGAACCUGCCUUGGUGAGAUUUUUUGAGAAACCAGUAGAUGUCAAAGCCAAGUUAGAAAAGGCUAAGGCUGCUCAGAUAAAAGCAAGAGCUUGUGUAUGGUAGUUACCCAGCCCCACUUCUCCUUCCUCUCUGUAGAACACUCAGAAACAGGAGGCAACACUGAGUUUCAGGUUCAUACUGAGGAUUUAGCUCAAUUCCCUUAAGAGCAGGGUGGUAUACGUGGUUUUAUUUUUACUUUUGUGGGGUCAAGUGUAGUUCGAAGCACAGUUGCACCUAAUCUUUGCAUUUUAGUACACAAGACUUAAGGCGCAUCCAUCAACACAUGGCAACUUGGAAGAAAAAAUUAAACUGUCUCCUUUGCAGCAGCAGAUUUCCAAGUUACCACUUUUUAGGCCAUGUUUUGCUUAUAGUGUAAAGAUGGCAACUUUCGCAGAGAAUUCCUUCUUAAACUUGGAAUGUAGGUCUGCCUAAUGCAUUGUGGGCAGAAUCUUUGACCAGUUUAGGACACCUGUUAAGGAAAGUCGUUCCUAUAAAUGGAGGCCAAUAAUUUUUUAAAAUAUAUAUUUCUUCAAAACCUGGUUCUUCUCUUUGAAGGCAUUACAUGCCUCAAACUGAAGCCUUCUUGGCUGGUGGUGUUAAAUUUUUGCAACUGUGCCUGUGUCUUCUGGACAAUUCUUCUGCUCAACAUCAAACAUGUUGAUUUGGCCCAAUUUACAAGUAGAGAAACUACAUCAAAGUGCUGUCUUUCUCAAGGUAUGGAUAAAUUAAGAUUUGAGAUUCCCUCUGAAAACCAUCUAGACAAGCCAACAAAAGAAUAGGGACAAAAAUGCCAAAAUCAGCUGCUUACUCCAUACAUACAACACUGAAGUGACUUUAAAAAAGCAGCUUUUUGAUGCUGCAGUAAUUCUUUUUUUCCCCCCUUUUUGGAUGGAAACCAUUAUUUCAUGUGGCACAAAAUAACAAAGGUGUUUAGUAAAAUGUAAUGAUGCUUGUAAGAAAGUUGGAGGCCAUCACAGAAAACUCUUUUUCUAGUGUUGCCCAGAUGGAUUCUCUGCAAAGUUUUAUGGUUGAUGCUAAGCCAGGAUCUAGGACUUGCUUAAAUCCUAGAGAGUGAGUUAGUGUCAAGAACAAGGGACUUGAAGCCCUGUAGGCUGGAGAAUCAAAGGUGGUCCUUCCAGCCAAUGAAAACAUGGAUUGUGAGCCUGAGGCUAUUGGAAAAUAGAAUGAUGAGGCUCUGUUCAGAUAGAGCAAAAAUCAUUAGAAUUCAUUCCUCAAGACUGUCCAAGAAUUUAUUCCUCACAGACUUUCCAAGUCUUCAAGAAUGAGAAUUUUUUUAAAAAAAACUCCAUUGCCUUUAAAACUCUUCUCAAUUUACCUUGAUCUAAGCUUUGGUAAAAUAAGCUAAGCUUUGCAGCCUUUGUCUAAGUUUUAAAACUCUCCUAUUUUUUUAAUUCCACCACAACCGAGAAUGGUGGCAUGAGGCCUUUGCCAACUGCAUACAGAUAUAUUUUUCAAAAUCCAGUUGUUUCCUUAUCUGCCAAAUCCAGCUUUCUCCAAUUCGAUGCUCCCAAUUCUAACACAUUUGAGGAGUAUAAGGCAUAUAAAAAGCCAGCUUUCAAGAAAGCUACUGGACUUGGGCUAAUACAAGAAUCCUUACCCAGUUUGAAAGUAUUUUCAUAACACAUGGAGAUAGUACCAAAAAAUCCUUGAAAAUUUUGGCUUAAUGCCACCUUUCUUUUUCCUUCCCUGCCACUCACAGCUACUACAUGACCAAUAAAUCUGGAAGAUAAAAAGUGUUUAUAAAGGGAAAGAAAUCUAGAUGGAUUUCCCAACGAUGAUAAAAAUGCAGUUGUGGAUUGCCAUGUUAAUGGCAUGUUUUGCUUUUUUAUAGUACUGUUUGCCAAUAGACCUCUACAAUUACUUGAGAUAAUAUAUAUAUAUAUAUAUAUAAAACUUAUGACUGAACUGUCUUAUAAACAAAUACUCAUGUAUAUAUUAUUGUCCUUAAGAACAUUUCAUAAAUAUUAUGGUAUGGAACUAAUUUAUGUUCUUGUUUCCAGUAUAAUGAAUGUUUAUGAGAGAAUGUUUCAUCUUUUGUUAAGAAUGCACUCAAUUCAGCCACUCUAAGCUACUUUUAAGGAUAAGCACUUUGAUUUCUGCUUUGGAAUGAAUACGACCCACAACAUACCUCUUUACUUUUCAUGACAAAACGCUGAAAGUAAGUAGUCAAUGAACCAUCAGCCACCCAGUGAGACUUCUUAAAAGUAGAGUUUUAUUUUUCUUUCAAAAUAAUAUGUACAAAUCUGCUGAGGUUCCUAGGGCACGAUUUAACAAGGAUGGGAAGAUUCCAGUCAACUAUUGCUGGCUUCUCCCCCUACUCCA
This is a messenger RNA of Candoia aspera, 5686 nucleotides long. It is a transcript of the gene TBC1D8B, whose product is annotated as TBC1 domain family member 8B. The record is from RefSeq and is a predicted model, not a curated record. Gene Ontology annotation, molecular function: calcium ion binding. Lineage: Eukaryota; Metazoa; Chordata; Lepidosauria; Squamata; Candoiidae. The coding region runs from base 56 to 3406 and encodes 1116 amino acids. The transcript is spliced from 21 exons.